Vitis riparia (riverbank grape) is the source of this 618-nucleotide messenger RNA. RefSeq names its product putative receptor like protein 25. The record is from RefSeq and is a predicted model, not a curated record. Gene Ontology annotation, molecular function: protein binding. The coding region runs from base 1 to 618 and encodes 205 amino acids. NCBI's taxonomy places the organism in Eukaryota, Viridiplantae, Streptophyta, Magnoliopsida, Vitales, Vitaceae. The transcript has a single exon.
AUGACAAACAAAGGCAUGCAGAGGUUUUAUGAGAGGAUCCCUGAUACUUUCAUGGCAAUUGAUUUCUCAGGCAACAAUUUCAAAGGACAGAUUCCAACCUCCAUUGGGAGCCUCAAGGGGCUUCAUUUGCUCAACCUUGGAGGCAAUGAUCUUACUGGCCAUAUCCCAUCCUCCCUGGGGAACCUAACACAGCUGGAGUCAUUGGAUCUUUCCCAGAACAAGCUCUCAGGAGAGAUCCCUUGGCAAUUAACAAGGCUAACAUUCCUUGAGUUCUUCAAUGUGUCUCAUAAUCAUCUUACUGGGCAUAUACCACAAGGAAAACAAUUUUCAACAUUUGAAAAUGCUUCAUUUGAUGGGAACCUAGGAUUGUGUGGAAGUCCUUUGUCAAGGGAAUGUGGAAGUUCUGAGGCAUUACCACCAACAUCUUCGUCCUCUAAACAAGGUUCAACUAGUAAAUUUGAUUGGAAAAUCGUAUUAAUGGGAUAUGGAAGUGGGCUAGUAAUCGGAGUUUCAAUUGGGUAUUGCUUGACCUCAUGGAAACAUGAGUGGUUCGUGAAAACCAUUGGAAAGCGGCAAAGAAAAUGGACAAGGAAAGAAGGAAGGGGGAAGAGAGGCUGA